UUCGCGAUUGGUCGCGUUUUUUUUUCUCUAUUCGACCAUUUCUUACACCCCUCUAAUCAGUGGAGGGUCUCUUGACAGUUGCUAAAAUUUCGUCCUUUAACCCUCUUGUGAUUUUUUUUCUGUAUGAAUACGUGUGGCCACCACCAUCAAGUGGGGCACUUGACAAAACUCAACAAAGUGGAUUCUCGAUGAGGGGAUGAAACAAUCUUAUCCUCAUAAUAACAAGUGUGACAAUCGAAUCACUCGAGUCAAGCGGGUGCCAAUUGAAGUGAUCAAUCAAUGCCCGUAAAAGGAUUAUCAGUGUUAUGAUCAAUCUUAAGGAGUGAACUAAAGUGUUACACAACGAAUAACCCCUGAAAAUAUGCUACAACAGAGCUAUUACGAUGUGUUGAUGCCAAUACAACAACAACAGCAGCUUCAUUGUUUGGACGUAGCAUCCGGUUCCGGCGGAAGUGCCGCAGCAAGUGCCAGUGAAUCGAACAAUAGUAGUACACCGUUUUCGGUCAAGGAUAUUCUUAACAUGGUGGAUCAAUCAAACGCGACGGUGGCAGCAGAAGCGGAUUAUCUUGGAUGUACCAUGGAGAGCUCACCAUCAACCCAUCUCAGCAUCGCCUACUCAGGAUACUCGGAGAAUGCUUAUCCUUCCACUCCCAGCGAUCCUUACCAGAUGAUACCACACGGAUACCUUCCAGCGACAGCCCAUCACUAUCACCAUGACUACUCGAACUUCUCGAGUCCAACCUCAUCCGUCGGAGCUUGCUAUGAUUAUCCGGGCUCGGCACCACCCCCUCAUUAUCAUCACCAUCAUCAUCACCACCCACUCCCUCACAGUCUACCGCCCUACGGUGCAACCUAUCAGCAACAACAGCAGCACUAUCACCACCAUCAACAACACUCCCCCAAUCAGCUGCUGAACCCAACGACGAUCCCAAAUGUGGAAUCCUCCAGCUCGGAGCUCGAGAUGUCCUUGGGGGUCGUGGUCGAUACCAAGGAAUGUACCUUCCACAUUGAAGAAGUCCGCUCCACCAGUCUGGAAGCGAUGCAGCAACUGAGCAAUGGGCAUCUGAGUCCCCGAGGAACCACUGAUUCCGGUGAGGUUUCCACCGAUGACGUCACCGGAAACGUACCUUCGAGUGGUUCCGGUGUAAAACAAAAAAGUGCUGAAGUGGGGGAACCUUCGUUCAGCAGCAGUUCGCACCGGCGGGUGACCUCCGAACAUGUCCAGGAACUCGAUAGCCUAUGCCAGAUGAACACCAGCAGCGAGGAGGAAAUGUUACAAAAGGAAUGCAACACCCAGUUGGUGACGUCGAGUCGUUGCGAGUUACGCAAGAACGGCAAACUCCGGGCCAAACGGAAACCCCGGAUCCUAUUUUCCCAGGGUCAGGUGCUGGAGCUGGAGCGAAGAUUCCGACAGCAGCGCUACCUUUCGGCACCGGAACGAGAAACGCUUGCUGGAAUCCUGAAGCUCACCCCGACGCAGGUGAAAAUCUGGUUCCAAAACCGCCGUUACAAAUCGAAACGAAUCCAGAUCGAAAAUGCGGCGACAGUUGCUGCAACGGUUGCCAUCAAGGAUGCCGGGAAGAUGCCGGAUCCGGAUAAAUCUGGCAAAUCUCCGCUGGACUAUGGUGAGGAAUCGAUUGGCAGUGGUGGGUUCAGUUCCGGUUUUGGGUCGGUAGCCGUGGCUCCACCACCACCCUAUCCGGCUUAUGGCAUCCAGUAUAGUUCCGGGGAACAGUACGGCCCUUCCUCGAACCCGUACUACGAACAGAAAGGUUAUUGGUAGAAAAGUGCCCGUAAAGUUAAUGAAAAAUCACUAAACUAGCUUUAUUUGUAAAUAUGAACCAAAGUGCAGUUUAAACCAAAGAAGUGCCAAAGUUUUAUUGUUGUACUAGUAAAUUUAGUUGAAUAGAUACCAGAUUAUGAAUAAAGUUAAGCAUGAA
Uranotaenia lowii is the source of this 1940-nucleotide messenger RNA. RefSeq names its product muscle-specific homeobox protein tinman-like. Gene Ontology annotation, cellular component: nucleus. Gene Ontology annotation, biological process: cell differentiation; regulation of transcription by RNA polymerase II. The record is from RefSeq and is a predicted model, not a curated record. Gene Ontology annotation, molecular function: DNA-binding transcription factor activity, RNA polymerase II-specific; RNA polymerase II cis-regulatory region sequence-specific DNA binding. The transcript is spliced from 3 exons. Lineage: Eukaryota; Metazoa; Arthropoda; Insecta; Diptera; Culicidae. The coding region runs from base 362 to 1783 and encodes 473 amino acids.